This is a messenger RNA of Chironomus riparius, 311 nucleotides long. Lineage: Eukaryota; Metazoa; Arthropoda; Insecta; Diptera; Chironomidae. The record is from the annotation of a GenBank genome assembly.
AGUAAAUUAACUUAAUUAACAGACAAAAAUGGAUUCUAUGGUUCGCUAUGCAUCUCCAAUCAAUCCAGCAAUUUACCCACAUUUGGCAACAGUCUUGUCACUAAUCGGAAUCUUACUUGCUUCGUGGUUCUUCGUGUUUGAAGUUUCACGUCCAAAAGAUCAGAAAGAGAGAGUUAUCUUCAAGGAACUAAGUGUAUCACUAAUUUCCUCAAUUUUCCUUGGAUUUGGUAUUUUAUUCAUCUUUUUAUCAGCUGGAAUAUAUGUCUAAAGCAUAAGCUUAUAGUAAUUGUCUAUUAAUCUUUAAGGCGUGC